AAACUAACCAACAGCCCUUUGACAAACCGCCAUCAUGUCGCUCGUCUCCGGAGAGAAGUCUAACUUCCAGUACAUCAUCCGUUUGUUGAACACAAACGUCGAUGGAAAGCAGAAGGUCAUGUACGCCUUGACCAAGAUAAAGGGUGUCGGUCGCCGCUACUCCAACUUGGUCUGCAAGAAGGCCGAUGUUGAUCUGAGCAAGCGUGCUGGUGACCUCACCUCUGAGGAGCUUGAGCGCAUUGUCACCAUCAUCCAGAACCCUCUGCAGUACAAGAUCCCCACCUGGUUCCUCAACAGGCAGCGCGACAUUGUCGAUGGCAAGGACACUCAGGUUCUCGCCAACGGUGUCGACUCCAAGCUCCGUGACGAUCUCGAGCGCCUCAAGAAGAUCCGCGCUCACCGUGGUCUCCGUCACUACUGGGGCCUCCGCGUCCGCGGUCAGCACUCCAAGACCACUGGUCGCCGUGGUCGCACUGUCGGUGUCUCCAAGAAGAAGUAAAUGUUGUAUGCUCCCAGACUGGAGUCAGCAACGGGCUGGUGUGGUGUAUCAUGGCUUUACGAAAUGGGUGGUGCACCUAUGGUGUUUUAUGGCAUUCAUUGGCUUGAACAUGCACCCCACGCGGCUUUCGAUGAUGGAUGGCGACGAAGCAAGGGUUUCAAGGUUGAAAAAUACAGCCUUACUAAAAAUUAUACCAACGAUUCUCAAAUUUCAGCUUAUCCGCUGACAUGA
Boeremia exigua is the source of this 730-nucleotide messenger RNA. Its product is annotated as ribosomal protein S13. The transcript is spliced from 4 exons. The coding region runs from base 35 to 499 and encodes 154 amino acids. Gene Ontology annotation, cellular component: small ribosomal subunit; cytosol; ribosome. Gene Ontology annotation, biological process: translation. Gene Ontology annotation, molecular function: RNA binding; structural constituent of ribosome. The record is from RefSeq and is a predicted model, not a curated record. Lineage: Eukaryota; Fungi; Ascomycota; Dothideomycetes; Pleosporales; Didymellaceae.